AUGUUAGUUCUUUCCAUUAAUCGGGGCACGCUGGUGAUUAAAUCAAACGCGUCGCAGCUAUAACUACCCUUUAACUGAGUCCUAAACAAUGCGGGACUGAAUAUUAAUUUCACAUCCUCUGUUUACAUUAUACGACGUCAAAAUUCGUACAAAGUAGCCUCCCGCACUUACAAAACUUAAUUCACAAAGUAUGUCUUCAAGAAAGCGUAAAAAGUGGUCCAAGGAUUUAAAGUACGUUUUCUUCCCGGAUAAUAUUGAAUGCGGCGCGAGAAAACCAUCCGCACUUUCGUCAUCUUCCUCAGCCCGGAGCUGGAAGGAAUGCGGAGAGAGUUUUUUGCACUCUCCGGUCGUGAAGGAUGUGAAGACUUCAGGAAGACCACUGUCUUUAUUUAACCAUCACAAUGAGGAUCCGGUGGACAUUGCGUGGAGCUCGUCCAGCGACAGCGGACCGUCAGACAACGAUGAAACCCAACAGCAACGACAUCACCGGCCUCGGGUCACAAGCUCUCACUCUCGCCCCAAAGCGCUUCACACUCUUAGCACUGAUGAUGUUGACCCGGCCAUCAUAGAAACAGACGAGUCAGAGCAGGACGUGGAAAAAGACAGCGGCCAGCAAAUCUCUGACUGCGAGUCGCCAUCCUGUGAUGAAGUUCCUGAAGACCUCCCAGCUGAGCCUACUGAUUUGGAGAUCUCGGGCUUUGCGUCCGAUGGAGAAACUGGCGACGACCCGCUGACCGACGGCGGACUUGAUACCGAGAGUCGUCGAGGCGGCCAAAUGUCUGCCAGUGACUGGGUUCAAUUUGCUCACGCCAUGCUACAGACGCCUAAGAGGCAGUCCAUAGGCCCCAAAGAUUUGGCCCAAAAGAAAACGUUCCAAAGCGGCGGUCUUGCGGAGAGGCUGAAUCGACUCGACUGCAGGCAGAGGUCAGCUGUGAACUUCUGGAGGAACCGCUCCACCUCGGACAACUGGACAGAAACCCAAGCGGACAGGCCCGGCGUGCUGGUGCUGGAGGUGCUGGAGGUUCAGGAGGAGUGCAGCGCACAACUGGUGCGCUGCCAGCACCACCCGCCGCCGCUCGCCCCGGCCGACCCCCGCGUGCUGGUGUUGCUCUGCAGGGAGAGGGCGGCCCAGCUCAACCCGGCGCCGGCGGACAUCAUCCACAUAUACCCACCAUGGCAAAGUCUCUCUGUGGAACGCUUAGGCUGUGACAUUAUUCUCGACGCACGCUUCACCCGGAAAGUCCACCCUGCUUCCAACGCCGCCCGAGCGCCGCCGACAGGCUGGUUUGCCACCAAACGGCUCGUACCGUACCCUCUGUGUCCAACGUUUGCUACGCUGUCCAAGGCAGCCACCGCCUCUGACGGUUCCAGCAGGCAGAGCUCGGCUGUCCCGGCAAGGCAGUGCCAGUCUCUCCUGGAAGCUGUUGAAGCCCUGGACCAGGCUGGUUCUUUGAGCCAGGAUGUGGUGCUGGUGGUGGUGCUGGUCCAGAGGGUCUACUCCAUCCCUGCGCCUGCUGUAUCUAUCGCUAGCAUCAGACAGCACUCCUCCGCUCCUCCUCCUCCCCCAGAGCAAGGCAAACGCAGGCUUUGUGUGCUGGUCCAGGACAGUUUUGGGAUAUUCAGCGUGGUGCAAUUGCACCUACUGGCCCUGGAUGACCUGCACCGAUACUGCCGGGCGUGGCGUGGGCGGACCUGCGCCCUCCGAGGCGUCAAGGUCGUGCAGCGCGUCACCCGAGACAGGGACUCCAGUCUUUUCAGCCUGAUCGACAGUCUGUGGCCCCCACCGAAACUCCCCCUCGAGUGCCAUGGGAACGUGCCAAGCAUGCCCAGUAGCCGUCCUCCCAGCUUCUGCUACAUCCUGUCAGGUCAAGAGAGCUCCAUGGAAGCCACGGAAGAAGGUACUGGCGGCGUGUCCCCGCUUCACCUUCCGCCCGCAAAGCAAACCCUGCGAGAUAUACUGCAAGAUGACCACAAAACAUAUUGCUGCACUUUUAUUGCCACUGUAAUUUACAAGAGAAUACAGACUCGCGAUGUAGGUCAAGGUGAGGUGUGGCUGGUGCUGACAGACCAGAGCUUGCAGGACAGCUCGCCCGACAGGCCCUGCAGGCGAACAGUGGCACUGCAUGUCAAUGCUUCCUGUGCACUCACUUCCUGUGUCCUAAAAGCGCUGAGCGACCCAGCCGGGUGCCGCUUGUCCUUCACAGACGCCAUCAAGGAACAUGGUGUCCUGUUGUGCGUGGAACAUUCCAUCAUCGAAGUCACGGACUCGGUCGCCUCUGGCUUGAUGCGGGAGCCCCAGGCCCAACCUGCGAGACUGGAUCUGCUCGAUGAGGGGGUCACGCCCAACUCGCUGUGUACUCUCUCAGGGGUGAUUGUCGCUGUGGAUGAAAGCGCGUCUUACUCCUGGCCCGUGUGCAGCCUCUGCGGAAGCCACGACUUAGAACCGACAAUACCUCCGCCAAGGAGCUUCCACUGCGUCUCAUGCAAGUCAAGGGUGGACAAGCCAAUUACCAAAGUGCAAAUGGCAGUCUUCCUAAGAUCCGCUUCUGUACAAAAUUGCACUAUAAAAGUUAAGCUGCAGCAAAAUACGAUCAUGUCCCUUCUUGACACGGCCGGGCUGGAGCAUACAGCGGCGAUUUCAGAGUUUGAGGUGUCCAGUGUGCUGGGGAAAGAAGUGGGCCCCCUCACUCUUUACGUCCGCUUGGUCUCCAGGAGACCUUCACUAUGGAUCAGCCUGGAAGAAAUCUGUCUUUGAGGUCCUUUUUUUUUGUGCGCGUGUGUGUAUACCCCCCCCCCCCCCUUUUUGACGGCCUCUUGGUGACUGCACGAGGCGAGCACUCUGCAGCAGGAAGACGUGGUGGUGGUGGUGUGGCAGUUGACAGACCCAGCAUGGACCAAUGGCAUGCCUCCUGUCAAAGCCGCCCACGUGCUGCAUCAAGCCAUUUCACUUGUCCCGCGUUUAUUUAAAUGAAGAAAAAUAAAGUUCUCUUACUGAUGACUCCA
This is a messenger RNA of Syngnathus acus (greater pipefish), 3003 nucleotides long. It is a transcript of the gene spidr, whose product is annotated as scaffold protein involved in DNA repair. Lineage: Eukaryota; Metazoa; Chordata; Actinopteri; Syngnathiformes; Syngnathidae. The transcript is spliced from 20 exons. The record is from RefSeq and is a predicted model, not a curated record. Bases 191 to 2755 code for a protein of 854 amino acids. Gene Ontology annotation, biological process: double-strand break repair via homologous recombination; regulation of establishment of protein localization to chromosome. Gene Ontology annotation, cellular component: nucleoplasm; nuclear chromosome.